Monascus purpureus is the source of this 552-nucleotide messenger RNA. NCBI's taxonomy places the organism in Eukaryota, Fungi, Ascomycota, Eurotiomycetes, Eurotiales, Aspergillaceae. The record is from the annotation of a GenBank genome assembly.
AUGCUGGCCUUCGCUGCCGUUCAGAUCCUGAUGCCUCAUACGGCGACCAUUCCUGCUCGAGUGGUUAGUCGCAGGAGUAUCCUAUGUACGGCCCUCUUCACCUUCUUUGCGGCGAGCACUAUGACGAUGAUCAUUUACUAUGUUCCAAUCUGGUGUAAGAGCCCAUUACACUUCAACAAAGUGCCCUUACUGAUGAGACCACCAGUUCAAACCGUUAAGCUGGUCAAUCCCGUCAAGUCCGGCAUCUACACACUGCCUCUCGUACUCAGUUUAGUUGUCGGAAGCUUUGUAUCCAGCUUCAUUACCCAAAAGAUCGGUUACUACGUCCCAACCAUGUGCCUCUGCCCAUGCAUCCUGUCUGUGGGACUGGGCCUGAUGUCGACCUUCAACCUCCACACCAGCUCAUUAUACUGGAUCGGUUACCAGUUUCUAUCCGGCUUUGGGUUGGGACUCGGGAUGCAGAACUCCGGCCUCGUCGUACAGAGCGCCGCCAAAGCUAGUCCAAAGGCAGUAAGGAAGAUCCUCGUACAGGCCAAGUUAUACACCCGCUGA